CUUCGCAAUGCAGAAAGCCACUUAUUAUGACAAUGCUGGACUUUUCGGAGGAUAUUCGUACCCUAAAUCUGACUCCUACACAUACGGCCCUACACACCAGGGCUUCUCAUCCCCUAGCAUAGAGAAUGACUAUCAAAGUCCAAUUUGUCCGAUUCAAACCACAUCAGUCCGGCCAGCAACCCAUAAAAACGGAGACAUCAAUGGCAGUUGUAUGCGACCAAGUGCCAGCCAGGGCAACAGCCAGCCAGAGAGUAUCAGUGAGCAGCAGCAGGCUGCCCCAUUAGCAGCCAGCUCUCCCAGCCCCAGCACCAACUCCACACAAAAAAAGAAAUCCCCCAGCUCUAAUGGAUCCAGCACUGCCACCCCAGUCAUUUCCAAGCAAAUUUUCCCCUGGAUGAAAGAGACCCGCCAGAAUGCAAAGCAGAAAAGCACCAACUGCCCAGCAGCAGGAGAAACCUGCGAUGACAAGAGUCCGCCUGGCCCUGCGUCGAAACGAGUGCGCACUGCCUACACCAGCGCCCAGCUAGUCGAGCUGGAGAAGGAGUUUCAUUUCAACCGCUACCUGUGUCGCCCGAGACGAGUGGAGAUGGCCAAUCUGCUCAACCUCACCGAGCGCCAAAUAAAGAUCUGGUUUCAAAACAGAAGGAUGAAGUACAAAAAAGAUCAGAAAUCUAAAGGCAUAAUGCACUCUCCCUUAGGACACUCUCCGGACAGAAGCCCGCCGUUAAGUGGCUCGAAUCACAUUGGAUAUUCUGGUCAGCUUCCGAACGUAAACAGCCUAAGCUACGACGCGCCGUCGCCUCCUUCAUUCGCCAAGCCGCAGCAGAAUAUAUACGGCUUGGCGGCAUACACGGCGCCAUUGGGCGGCUGCAUACCGCAGCAGAAAAGGUACCCGGGAACAGAGUACGACCACCACAGCAUGCAGGGGAACGGUAGCUUUGCUAAUGCUAAUUUACAAAGUAGCCCCGUGUACGUCGGGGGAAACUUCGUUGAUUCAAUGCCAGCCUCCGGCCCCAUGUUCAACCUCGGUCAUCUUCCCCAUCCCUCAUCCGCUAGUGUGGACUACAGCUGUGCCGCUCAGAUUCCGGGUAACCACCACCACGGACCGUGUGACCCCCACCCCACAUACACAGACCUCAGCUCUCAUCAUGCGUCUCAGGGAAGGCUGCAGGAUGCGCCCAAACUUACGCAUCUGUAAGGAUCCCAUCUGUGUGCUCAAGCGAAGGGUCGCUUUUUGUAUUACCUCACUAGCUAAACUAAUUUAUAAAAACUACACUCGGAGAGAAACAUAACGUAUUAUCCUGUAUUAUUAUUAUUAUUGAUAUUGCUAUUACUGCUAUGAUUGUAAUUAUUUUUUAAUAAUAAUAGCUGUGGUCCAUUUCUCUUUGACUGUUGAAGACACACACAAGGUUGUUUGUUGCCAGGUUCUCCAAAGAACCGAAUCGGCAAAAAUGAGGGCAAUUUCCAUGACGUGUUAUACUUGAAGGUAAGUUCUGUAGAUUUGACCGUAUAGACAUUCGUCUUUAUAGAGGUGGGUUUUUGUAGAGGAUUAAAAACCAUCGCGUCGUCUGUUACUCACGGGUUUUUCGCCAUACCAUUAUUUAUUUUUCAACCAAGAUUGUAUGACAAGCAUUUAUAUUGACUGAGUAUUAUAUUUAUUAUUUAUCGUUUUAAUUAAUGCACAUUAUUUAUAUUCUCAUGUAUAUUAUUUAUAUAUCAGUUGUAGAAUUUAUUUUGGAGCAGAAGCCGUUGGCAUUUCUUUGAACUGGUGCAAACAAGGUAAUAAUGUGAGACUGGUGUAUUUCCUUCUUCAUUCAAUAAUAAAAUAUUGUGAAGACGAAGAAUUAACUAGAAUCUUGAACUUGUAAUUAUUAUAACUGGGAAUUUGGCAAUGGUUAUCAUGUUGCUUACAACACCAGCACGUAACGACACAUCCUUACGUUCAUUAUAAAUGUUAUUUUGUAAGUUGCACUGUCCAUGCAUAAAAGGAUGAAAUGGUAACGAUAUGGAAAUGUUAUAUUUUAUUGUGUUGAACAUUUUGUAAAUAAAGUGCUUAAGCUAAACACAUGAAAUUGCGAAUUCUA
Messenger RNA from Danio aesculapii, 2084 nucleotides. It is a transcript of the gene hoxd3a, whose product is annotated as homeobox D3a. Gene Ontology annotation, cellular component: nucleus. Gene Ontology annotation, biological process: regulation of transcription by RNA polymerase II. Gene Ontology annotation, molecular function: DNA-binding transcription factor activity, RNA polymerase II-specific; RNA polymerase II cis-regulatory region sequence-specific DNA binding. NCBI's taxonomy places the organism in Eukaryota, Metazoa, Chordata, Actinopteri, Cypriniformes, Danionidae. The record is from RefSeq and is a predicted model, not a curated record. The transcript has 2 exons. Bases 8 to 1198 code for a protein of 396 amino acids.